Molecule: messenger RNA, 4332 nt
Organism: Rotaria sp. Silwood2
Lineage: Eukaryota; Metazoa; Rotifera; Eurotatoria; Philodinida; Philodinidae
Source: the annotation of a GenBank genome assembly
AUGGAUGAAGAGACAUUAUCUUCCUUUCCUUCACCUUCACUCUCUUCAACUCUACCAUCUAUACCAUCUACUUCAUCUAAUACUAUAAUUGAACCAAUCAAUUUACCAUCUCUACCAUUAACAAUCUCAUCAACUCUUCAAUCAUCUUCAUCUUCUGAUCUUCUCCCUUCAUCGCAAUUUACUUCUAAUUUAUCUAUUUCUCAACCAACACCUCAUUCUUCUCAAUCUACUGGAUUUAUUACUCCACCUCAUUAUUUUAAUUCAUCUGAUCAUUAUCCUCAUGAUUGUUAUUUAACUGCUGAGGCUAAAAUUAAUGAUAUUCCUGGUAUCGUUUUACUUGAUACUGGUUCUGGUGUUACGAUUAUUAGCUCUAAUCAUUGGAAAAUCAUUGGUACACCUGAUCCUAUUCGGCCUUAUAAUGGACCUGAAAUUCAAGGACCUGAUGGAAGUUCAAUCGGUCCUGAAGGUCAAGUUAUUGUUCACAUUACUAUGGCUGGUGCUACUACUCAACAUCCUGCUAUUCUUGCCAAGCAUUUUCAUCAUCUUAUCUUACUCGGUAAUGAUUAUAUGAAAUCAAUUGGUCUAGUUUUAGAUCUUCAAGCAAACAAAAUGUGGCUUCGUCAACAUCCUGAGCGAUCUUAUUCUAUUUCAUCUGAUCUUACUCAAGCUGGUCGCAUCGAUGUACCUGUUAUUUCUACUGAACGACGUAUUAUUGCUCCAUAUCAUAUUGCUUAUAUUCAAGUAAACGUUCCAUCUUCUCUUUUAUCUCACAGCUGGGAUGCUUCUAUUACUGGUCACCGUUCGAACAUCGCUACUGCUAAUAGUUUAAUUCGUUUUACUGAUCGUAAAUCUUUCGUACAAAUUGCCAAUUGUACUGCUCGUCAACAACAGGUAAAUUCUGGUGAAUAUGUUGCCUUAGCUGAUCUUUAUCUUGGUGGAUUUGAUUCAACAUCGGAUGUUUAUCCAAUAUCAUCUUCACCAUCUAAUUCAUCUUUAUUAUCAUCAUGGGAAUCACCGACGCCCAUAUCAAAAGAAGGAUUUUACUUUAAUUCAUCAUCUACUGAUUAUGCAUCACCAACUACCGAUACUGAUCAACAACAACACGACUCUUCUACUUCUCAAUCUCAUUUACAUUCUUCACUUCCACCACAAACUCAUACUCUUUUUAAUACUCAGCAACCUUUUAUAAUAAAUACUUCUCUCACAUCUACAUCUUCACAUAAAUUUUCAUCAUCAUCUUCAAAUAUUCAUUUACCAACUGCUACUAUUCGUGAUACAUCAUCUUUAUCAAAUAUUGAUUUUCUUCAAUCCUUUAAUGUUACUGAUACUGAUCUUAAUGAAAAUGAACUUAUUCAACUUAAAAAUCUUCUUAUUACUUAUCGUACUUGUUUUAAUGAUAAACCUGGUCGUACCUCUGUAACUCAACAUCACAUUGAUACCGGUACCACCAAACCAAUUAAAUUACGACCUUAUCGCGUUUCACCACAACGCCAACAAAUUAUCUCUCAACACAUUAAUCAAAUGUUAACUGAUGAUAUUAUUGAACUAGCUAAUGGUCCAUAUGCUGCUCCUGUUACUUUACAACCAAAAAAGGACGGUUCCUUACGUUUUUGUGUUGAUUUUCGUCAACUCAAUUCUGUUACUGUUCGUGACGUCUAUCCGAUUCCUCGAAUCGAUGAUACUCUCGAUCAGCUGCAAGCUGCCAAAUAUUUUACAUCUUUGGAUUUAAAAUCCGGUUUUUGGCAGAUUGAGUUGGAUGAUGAAAGUCGUCCAAAAACAGCAUUUAUUACGCAUGCUGGACUUUUUCAGUUCAAAGUCAUGCCAUUUGGUCUUACCAAUGCUCCUGCAACGUUUCAACAUCUCAUGGAUUUAAUACUUGGUGGGCUCAAAUGGUCUUGUGCCUUAGUCUAUCUCGAUGAUAUCAUCGUUUACUCUCCAACAUUUCAAUUACAUCUCAAACAUUUAGAGUCUGUACUCCAACAUAUUCAAGCAAGUGGUCUUAUUCUUCAUAUUUCUAAAUGUCAAUUUUGUAAAAUCAAAAUUAAAUACCUCGGUCACGUAGUUUCACAAUCUGGUAUUGAACCUGAUCCUGAUAAAAUCCAUGCUGUACGUGAUUAUCCUGUUCCAACUCGCCUCAAGGAAGUUCGUACAUUUCUCGGUCUUACCAGUUAUUACCGUCGAUUCAUAAAAAAUGAUGCCACUAUUGCUGAACCACUUACUUCUCUUACUCGAAAUGCUGACAAUAAAUCCUUUAUUUGGACACCAUCGUGUCAACAAGCAUUUCUUCAUCUUCGUCAAUUACUUAUUGAAGUACCUGUUAUUUCUUAUCCUCAUUUUAAUCAACCAUUUAUUUUACAAGUUGAUGCAUCAGAUGUCGGUUUAUCUGCUAUAUUAGCUCAAAAACUUCCUGAUGCAGAUGGUGUUCAACGUGAACAUGUCGUCGGUUAUGCAAGUCGCACCUUAUCGCCGAUUGAACGUCGUUAUUCACCUACUGAACGUGAAUGUUUAGCAAUAGUUUAUGGUUGUUCUCAUUUUCGACCAUAUCUUGAAGGUGUUCAUUUUACUAUUCUGACCGACCAUAAGGCCCUUAAAUGGUUACAUCGUACUAAAGAUCUGAAUAGUCGACUUGCACGUUGGGCUAUGCAAAUUGCUGCUUAUGAUGUCGAUAUACAACAUCGUUCAGGUACUGAUAAUGCCAAUUGUGAUGCUCUUUCUCGAGCUCUUGUUGAUGAAUUAUCUUCUUUCACCAACGAACCAACUACUCAAGAUGUUAAUCCAAUUAAUAUUCUUCAUGAUCCCGGUCGUGAACUUCUUCUCGAUUAUUUCCACCAUUCUUCAUUAUCUCCACCUCAACUCAUUAUACCUAUUUCACUUAAUAACAAUACCAACAUCAUUGAUCAAUCAUCACAUUUCACACUUCCUUUUUCUCCGACUCUUUUAGCUAAUCUUCACUUCGCUACCAAAACUCAAUUAUAUGAAGACAUACGUGAUGCUCAAUGGCAAGAUCCUGAACUUUUACCACUUCUCAAUUAUCUUCAACAUCAACAACUUCCUGAAGAUAAUACUUCAUCUAAAAUUCUUGCUCUUGCUUCUUCUCAUCGCGUCGUUGAUGGAGCUUUAUAUCGUAUUCUCCGACCCUCGUCAACAUUCACUGAUAUAUCAUCAUCUAUUAUCGAUUUUUCUACUCAUCUAUUUCUUCAUCCGCAACAACAACUUCGCCUCAUUGUACCUAAAUCGAAGAUUCGUGAACUUUUAUCACUUGCUCAUGAUCAUCCAACUGCUGCCCAUCUCGGUCGACGUAAAACUCUUUUUCGUUUAUCAUCUCGUUUUAUUUGGCCUCAUAUGCGACGUGACGUAAUAGCUUACGUUCGUUCUUGUAUGCUUUGCCAACAAUAUAAACCAUCCAAUCAACCUUCUGGUGGUUUAAUGAAACCUAUUGUUAUACACGAACCAUGGAACACAGUUGGGAUCGACCUUACUGGACCUUUACCUAAAACUCGUCGUGGUAAUAGUUAUAUACUUGUCGUUAUCGAUUACUUUACCAAGUGGGUUGAAUUAUUUCCACUCGCUAAUACUAAAGCUAAGACCAUUGCUCAACUAUUUCUCGAUGAAGUCAUAUGUCGUUUUGGUUUUCCUGUUCGAAUUAUCUCCGACAAUGGUGUUCAAUUUUUAUCAUCUAUCUUUACUAAUGUUUGUCAAACUUUGGGUAUUAAACAUCAACGUACUCCACUUUAUCAUCCACAAAGUAAUUUAUGUGAACGUGUUAAUCGAACACUUAAACCAUUACUUGCUGCGCUUGCUCAUCAUGAUACUAAAUCAUGGGAUCUCAAACUUGCUCAAAUUGCAUUUGCCUUACGAACUGCACCAAGUGAUUCAACUGAACAAUCACCUGCUUUUCUUAUGUUUGGUCGUCAUCCUCGUCAACCACUCGAUCUUUGUUUACCUUCACCAACAACUAUGGAAACACCUCCGACUACUGACGAUCUUUCUAACUAUCGUAAACGUUUAUUAGCUGACUUAUUGCCAGCUUAUGCCAAUACACGUGAGCUUCUUGAUAUAUCUCAUCAACGACAAACUCAGCAAUAUAAUAAACAUCAUCGUGAUCUUCAUUUUGAACCUGGUGAUUUAGUUUGGGUUACUGCACUUUCAGGUGUAGCAAUGGGUAAAUGGCGUGGUAAGAAACUUAGUCCACGACGAGAAGGUCCUUAUCGUGUUGUUCAACGUCUUUCAUCAUUAACUUAUUCACUUGAACACACACUUACUGGUCAACAACUUACUCCUAUUCAUGUUAAUCGACUUGAACGUUAUUAUUCUUACAAUACCAUCGAUUAA